AAUGGCUCAUGGCAAUGGCUGGGCAAUUGGCUGUGAAAGAAGCUCCGAAUCGGGCUUUGAAAAGCUCUCAAGAGCUCACAAAGCAAGCUCAGUCAGCUACCUCACAUUUGCCGCGACGUCAAGCUCCUGCCGCGUACCCUGGCAAGACCUGGACGCCUCCACGUGACUGGCUCCUCUCGUCGCACCCCACCCGUCGCCCUUGUCUCAGCCCGCUGAUUGGCCACGGCCCGUUACUAACGUUACCCCUCCAGUCACGUUCAAAAUGAGAUCAGCUUUCUUCCAACCCCUCCUACCCCGCCAUAACUUCUGCUCCCCGGCCUUAAGAACUUUCUCCCUCCCUCAACGCAUUGCUGCUACGAACAACUUUGCGACUCCUCGAUUCUAUUCACAGCCCGCCAAAAUGCCUAACACCAAGGUUUUCUUCGACAUUGCCUGGAAGGGCCCCGUCUUCAAGGACGGCCGUCCUACCACCGAGAUCAAGGAGCAGACCGGUCGCAUCAACUUCAACCUCUUUGACGACGUUGUCCCCAAGACCGCUGAGAACUUCCGUGCUCUCUGCACCGGCGAGAAGGGCUUCGGCUACCAGGGCUCUUCUUUCCACCGAAUCAUCCCCAACUUCAUGCUCCAGGGUGGUGACUUCACCCGCGGUAACGGCACUGGCGGCAAGUCCAUCUACGGCGAGAAGUUUGCCGAUGAGAACUUCCAGCUGAAGCACGACCGCCCCGGUCUGCUGUCCAUGGCCAACGCCGGCCCCAACACCAACGGCUCUCAGUUCUUCAUCACCACUGUCGUCACCUCCUGGUUGAACGGCCGCCACGUCGUCUUCGGCGAGGUCGCUGACCAGGAGUCCAUGGCCAUUGUUGCUGCUCUCGAGGCUACCGGUCGUGAUGACGGCAAGGUUAAGUACGAGCCUCGCCCCACCAUCACCGCCUCCGGUGUCCUGUAAACUUGUUGAAAGGAAGCAACAUGCUCUGCAUGUCCAUUUGGUGGCAGUUUUUGGGACCAUGAAAAUUUAUGGGGCGGAUCAUAAGAGGCUACGAAUGGUACCUCGCCAUAUCCUUUAGCCAGUCAUUUAGGGUGCUGCAAAGCAUUAAAAAAAUACAAGUUUUCCAUUGCAUCGAACAAAUCCAUUGUGGAUA
This is a messenger RNA of Trichoderma harzianum CBS 226.95, 1139 nucleotides long. RefSeq lists its product as hypothetical. The transcript has 5 exons. Gene Ontology annotation, biological process: protein peptidyl-prolyl isomerization; protein folding. NCBI's taxonomy places the organism in Eukaryota, Fungi, Ascomycota, Sordariomycetes, Hypocreales, Hypocreaceae. Bases 263 to 946 code for a protein of 227 amino acids. Gene Ontology annotation, molecular function: peptidyl-prolyl cis-trans isomerase activity. The record is from RefSeq and is a predicted model, not a curated record.